Molecule: messenger RNA, 4339 nt
Organism: Bicyclus anynana (squinting bush brown)
Lineage: Eukaryota; Metazoa; Arthropoda; Insecta; Lepidoptera; Nymphalidae
Exons: 7
Coding region: 375-1580 (401 amino acids)
Molecular function (GO): protein binding
Source: RefSeq, a predicted model, not a curated record
AUCCCGCCGCGCGCCGUUUGCCGUUGCCGACCGCCCGACUUGCUUGCCGUCCGCUCCGUCGCGCCGUAGCGAGUAGACGUGUGUCAUACGCGUUGCCAUGAUUCCUUACGAUAUUUCGCACAUAUAUCGUAAUUUUAGGUCGGUUAUUACCGAAAUUUAACUGUUUCCUUUUACUGUGCAUAAAAACUAACAGUUUCAAAGUGUUUUAUAAUUAAAUUAUUGCAAGUGUUUUGAUUAUAAACAUAAAGGUGCAGUGCCAAAAAUUUUUUUACUGUUUGUUUUCAUUUUCACUAUCGGUGCACGAUGCAAGACGUUCUGAUUUUUUUCAAUAAUGUUUCUAUGUUGAAAGUGUGCUAUUUGGUACUUUUAGAAACAUGUUGACGGGGUUUCUAGUGUUUCUUCUAGUUUUUCUCCACGAUUUGCAAUAUGCGCACUCGUCGAGCCUGCUAUGCGGCCGCACCAAAGAGGUGGAGGUUGGCAACAGCCUGGGCGCCGGCGCCGCCAUAGCCCUCACACUGCUGCGUCCGCCUUCCUCCAACUCCACCAGCGCCUGCCAGCUGAGGCUCCACGCGCCUGAUGCCGCCGCCUUCACCAUACGGCUCAUUGAUGUUAAGGAAUCCCUGUCGGAGUGGGAGCGCGGCAAUGGGGACGUGCAAGCCCCCACGCCGGUGGCGGGAGCGCACGGCCGCAAGUGGAGCCAGCGCAGCGCGCACGCCCAGGACACCACUGGGGACGAGACCUCGCACAGCAGCAACGCCACUGACUCGUGUAAACUACUUGUUUACAUUGGAGAAGCGAAGAGUCCAAUAUGGCGGCUGUCGUUAUGCGGAGGCAACGCAGCAGCCGUGGCGUCCCGCGCGGGCACUAAGCUGCUACCACCAAAGAUCCGCAUCGUGUGGAACCCUCCUACUAACCCAUACCACCACACGGAGAAGCUGAGACUUGUGGUCACAGCUGUCAACAGUGGAGCAGUUUGCAACAAUGAAUCUCAAUUCAUAUGCGGUCUGACCGGCCUCUGUAUAUCCUCGAACCUGGUUUGCGACGGCGUCCGUCACUGCCCAGGGGGAGAAGACGAGGACUCCAUCGCGUGUCUGCAUCACCGUGACUCCCCGCUCCUGGAAAUGCUGAGGAGGUUUGCAGCUAGGAACCAGGAGCUGUUGGGACUUGACCAGCCAGAUGGCGUGACGAAACCUUCAGUUAUAAUGAAGAUAACCGAGGGUGAGCAGAAGCAGAACGCGUUUAUGGAGUUCGCAGCGGCGCUGAAGCCGUACGGGCCCUGGAGCUACCUCGUGGUGGGCAUGCUGGUCUGCGCCACCAUCCUCAUGUUCUGUCUGGCCUGGGAAUGCUGCUGCAAGCGCUCUAAGCCGUCAGAGACGCCGCUGUACCCGAUCCCAGCUGCCUGUAUAGACAGUUCCCCCACCGUGGCAGUCACCGCUGCCUCCCAGCAACUGUUCGAGUCUCUCCCCCCUACCCCGCCGGAGUACGAGCCGCCCCCCUCCUACUCCUCCUUGUUCCCUAGAGCAUUCAAAUCCUCCGCAUCUCCAGUACCACACUGCUCUCACCAGGAGCCUCCAGAUUGAGUCGACCGUUCUUAAAAUGUGUGUAAUAUAGUUUUUAUGAUAAGUUAGGGACUAUCCAUUAUUCGUUACAUCAUUUGUAUGUUUCGUGAAGAGAACAAAUCAUAUUAUCGACCAAUAGCAGCUUUGUUGAAAUAUCGCUCUCUCUUUUCCAAUACAACGAAAGAGAGAACGAUAUAUUAGAUUCUGCCGCUAAUGGUCGACAUUUUUGUCUUCACUCGUCUAGAAACAUCUCACUUUUCCAACGCCAGUCUUUACCCUUUAGUAUUACAACCAAAACCAAGCAUCUUCGGUAUAUGGAAUAUCAAUAAGUCGUUACUUCUAUAUGUCUCAAUUCUCAUCCAGUUGAAUAUGUCAUAAUGUAAUGUAUUUCACAUUUCCUUCAUACAUGCUUUAAACUCAGCAUUUGUAAAGUUAUUCAAUUUUCUUGUCAAUUAUGAAUCUAUUUCAAUUGGAAAACCUUUUUCUUUAAUCUUUGUUCUUUGAUACAAAGAAGUAUGAUUUUCGAAGAUUUUUUUUGAAAUGAUUAUGAUCAUGCCUGCAUACAACCUAUAAUGGAACGUGCUUUUCUAGAAAAUAUUUACUCAUGACUUUUGGAUAAACAUAUCCACAUUAGUUAUUGGUAGAAAUAACAAAGAAAUCUUGGAGGGAAUUUCCAAUUAGACAUUUGCGGUCAAAGACAAAUAGACGGGACAUGUACAUCAAACUUAUAACAGUGAUGUUUCCAGGGUUAAAAAUAUAGUAAAUAAACCAAUAUGAUGUAACUAAUGGAUGUGUCCUGAAGUAAAAUUGUAACCAAAUCAUUACUUAGUGACCAUAGUGUAGGUACCUGCAUAAGCAUUGCUAUAAAAGAUUUAACCCACUCAGUGCCUGUUUUUCACAGAUGAACUUUGAAAAAUAGGCACCGUAAACGGACUUACACAUAGCUAGACACCGCUUGUUAGAUUCGAUAAUUUUUUUGAUAAAUUUGUGAUAAAGAGUAGUAGCCCGACGAAUCGGCGAUUGGCACUAAUUUCACGGUAUCUAGCUAAAUAUAAGUCUUUGGCACAGUAUUUUAUUGGCCUAGAUGUUUUAUUUUCUGUACAGUAUAUUUUUUGUAUCUACGUUUUCUGCAUAGGUACUUAAAAAAUGCAAAUAUUUGAAAUUAUUUACUUUUUUUAAUACUUGCUACAAUGCUCUAUGCCCUAACUUAUUACCACAGUUUAACUGUUAUACCGUUAAGAAACGGAAGUAUGUUCUUGCUCUGAACGCUAGCGGGGCUAGUAACUUUUGAGGAAAGAGUGAGUUGAUUGGAACAUAUUUUUUUUCUAUAGUUUGUAUGAUGAGAUGAGCCAUAUUAUAUUUGAAGUACAAUAAAUCCUUAAUUUGUGUUACUUUUUUUUGGGACCAAGAUUUUUUUAGUGUUGUUCACGUGAAUAAAAUAUGUAUUGUCUGAGAUAUGUGCCUUAUAUGUAACAAGUUUAAAUAGUUUAUGUAACAACAUUAACAACAACAAGAUAUGGAAAGGUUUUUAAAACAAUACGUUUAAUGGAAUGCUACUAAAUAUAAUAAUGAAAUUGCAUAAUUUUUAACUACACAUCUUGCAUUUUAUUUACAAACGAUUGAAAAAUGCAAAGAUUGAAACCAUACAGCCUCAUUGUAGAUAAUAAAAUUAUUAUUAUUUUGUGUAGGUAUUGCAGAAUGACUUAAUGAUUAUGUAGUAGAUUAAGUACCUUAUAUGUUGGUUGGUAGGCAUGACUUAAUCAACAUAUUAUUUAUAAUGUAAUUUUUUCAUUGUAUUGUGAUGUAAUUUCAUGCAUAUAGAUUGUAUUUGACUGUCAUGACUAAGUAUACCGUUAUAUGUAUUUAAUCUACUGUGUGAACUGUUACGAUAUAACCAUGUAAAUCUUAUAUUUUUUAUAUUAUUGAUUACCUAGUGAUCAAGGUAAACUAUUCUUUCUAAAGAUGUACAUGGUUUAAAAGUGAAAUUAUAAAUUAACGGAUAUUUUUGUAUAGUACCUACAUAAUUAAAAAUAAAAACAACAAUAUUUUGUUUCGUGUCUAUGUCCAGGUAUAUAAACAAUCGGCUCUUGUAGAUGACGUACCUACAGUAUUUAGCACUUACAAUUACUUAACAGAGAUCACUUGAAAAUAUAGGUUAGUUGUCAUAAAAUUGCUACAGUUUAGUAAUCUUACAUGUAGUCAAUGAAACCCAAUGAAAUUAAAACAGUUCACGUUUCUACAUUCUUAUUGUUUUAUUAGUUCUAUAAAGAUUACAUAAAAUAUGAUUUACAUAGCAGUAUAGUGAUUGGAACCAUCAUUCAUGUAUGUAAUAUUUAAAGUUAGAGAUCUAUGGUCCUUCUUUAUAAUAAAUAAUUGGUUAAAAGUUCUAAAGCCUACAUGUAUGACAUCUAUGUAAAUAUUAAACGAGUUUGUGAGGACACCAUAUUAACUGAGAUUCUGUCUCAAACUGUACGAUUGUUAAACUAUGCAAUUACUAUCAUAAUUAAUAAAUGUUUAUACUAGUCUUGUUAGAAUCUGUUUUAUUACAUUUUUUAGGAUUGUGAAAAUGUCUUAGUAUAAUACCUACCUAUUCUUGAUCUAAAGUAUGGGAUAUGUUAUAUUUAAGUUCAUUUAAAUUAGAUCUACAAAAUAACAUGAUUUUGUCUAGUUUGUAUGAUAUGUAAGGACCUACCUAAGGAUUAUAAACUGAAAGUGAUAUAUAUUAUAAGACGAUGUAAAAUAAUAUGAUUUACGAAUAUAAAAGGAUAUUUAUUUUAAAA